Molecule: messenger RNA, 946 nt
Organism: Glossina fuscipes
Lineage: Eukaryota; Metazoa; Arthropoda; Insecta; Diptera; Glossinidae
Product: PH domain-containing protein YHR131C-like
Exons: 2
Coding region: 32-892 (286 amino acids)
Source: RefSeq, a predicted model, not a curated record
CGAACAGCAACAACAACUACGACAACUAGGAAUGAUUAAUAAUCAGUUUAGCACGAGCAGCAAAGUUAAUAGCAAACAACAACAGCAGCAACAAAAACAACAACAACAACAGCAACAACAACCCUCGAAAACGGCACAAUCACUAAAAGAUUUCAAAAGACUAAAUAUUCUAAACACUACCAUGCCUAAGCACCACUCACAGCAGCUACAGCAACAACAACAGCAAGAGUCACAUUAUCGUUGUUAUUCAAUACAAAAACAACAGCAGCAACGAUCUCCUAAAUACAGCCUAACAUUAAAUCAUUUACAUCAAACGAACGACAGGCUACAAAAGUCUCCAGUAAAAGUUUCGUCGACAACAAUGGCUACGGCAGAGAAAAGUCUUGAUUUAAAAGUCUGGAAAAUAUCACGUUUUAACUGUGAUAACAUAUCAUUAUCAAUACCAUCAACAAUCUCUUCAUCCACUGCCGCUACUACUGCCUUGCAUUUGAAUGGCGAACCACAAAUCAAUGAUGAUGAUAAUUAUUUUCCCUUAUCGUCUACAGCGGCUACCGAUAUCGUGGGCAUCACUUUGCAGAAAUAUGUAGAAGACGAUGUAUAUGAUGAUGACAAUGACGACGAUGAUGAUGAUGAUGAUGAUGACGACGACGAUGAUGGUGAUAGUGAUAAACUGAGAAAUCGAAACGAGAAAAUUCGUCUCGAUGAAGAAGACGAUGAUGGCAGUUGUGAUAGUGAUAUUGUUACCGACGAAGAUGAUGAUGUUAUUGAUGAGAUUACAAAGCAAAGUGUUGCAAUUGAUUUAAUGAACACAAAAAAUGCUACGAAUAAUUUCCGAAAACAGCAAAUUACGGCGACAAGAGCAACACCAACAAAUAGGCUGUGGUAUCAUUGAUGAAAUUUAAUUUGAAUUUGAGCGCCUAACUGUAAAGUUUAAUGCAUAAAUGAA